AUGUACAAGACGGAGACUGCGGUCUAUUACAGCUUGCAACUCAGCAACGGCCGCGAAUGCUGGAUGGUCCAACGUCGCUACAGUGAGUUCCUCAGAUGCCACGUGAAGCUCCUGGAGCUUUUCACUCGAGAGCAGCUCCCCAACCUUCCACCCAAGGAGCCCUUCUGGCAGAAGGUCUUCGGAGCUCAAGCGCUGCGGGACGACUGGGUGGAGGAGCGCUACGCUCGACUCUUCGGAUACAUCGUUGGCUUGCUGGACAUGGAAGCUGUUCAACGCACCGACGCGCUUCUGGAGUUCCUCAACGCGCCCGAUGCCCGACGCCACGACGAGCCCGCGGCGGAUGAGCCCGGCGCAGCGGGAGCCGUCGCCGUGAUCCGUAGCGUGCGCGUGCGUUUGACCGAGGAGCCGGGCGGCGUGGAGGUGGUCAUCCGUGCUGAUGCGCCGGCGCGGUGUGCAGUGCGCUUGGCGCUACGGCCCUUGGAUGAGCUGCAGGAAUGGGCGGAGGCAAAUCCCAGCCUGGAGCCUCACGACACCAACACCUGGGAAAGGCUCUUGGAGUUGGACUUGGACCCAUCCAGCUCCGAGCUCUCGCAUCGCUUCGAGCUUCAACCUGGUUCGUUGUGGCAGGUGGCAGCUGUCGGAGUGUCGAAGGACGGCUCCAUGGGCAAUGUGGUGUGCAUCCAGAUCCGGGCGCCGGAGCAGGAGACACUCAUGCAGGCCGCCGUGGCCGGACGCCGUGACGGUGGUUCCGGUAUAUGGGUCAGUCCUGGGGUCAGUCCUGGUAUGUCGGUUUGGGAGGGUUUGGGGGGAGGUUGGAUGAUGGUGUUGUGGGGUGUGGAUGGCGUAUGA
This is a messenger RNA of Durusdinium trenchii, 849 nucleotides long. The record is from the annotation of a GenBank genome assembly. NCBI's taxonomy places the organism in Eukaryota, Dinophyceae, Suessiales, Symbiodiniaceae.